Danio rerio (zebrafish) is the source of this 4197-nucleotide messenger RNA. The record is from RefSeq and is a predicted model, not a curated record. Lineage: Eukaryota; Metazoa; Chordata; Actinopteri; Cypriniformes; Danionidae.
AGGCAAACCAGGAUCACAUGAGCACAGAUCUGUUUACAAACUGAAACAGUGCGGCCAGGAAAGACGCAGGAGCCUUUUGCUGGAGAAUAGAUCACUGGCCGGCCUCAUUAUCACAACAUCUUUUGACCUCAGAUGGUGGCGCUUUGGCCUCAGAUUGUUGAUGAGUUAAGGGAACGAUUGGGUUUUUUUUGUUGUCGAUGGAAGGAUUGAGAAAGCAGAUGGUUUUAGGUGGAGAAAGAAAAUACUCCCCCACACACACUCGAUGGUGGUGAAAAUAUGAUUCUCAUCUGAAAGGGCCUGAUAAAGAAGACAGAUCGAGGGCCACGUCAAGGAAAUAAGUCUGGAAUAGCAUAUGAGGGACGACAAAGACAAUAGAUGGAGUGGAAUUUUGUUGGACGGAUGGAUGUUUAGGACAUCAUCGAAGAAUUCGUGAACUUUUUGUGUGUAUGACAGCACAAAAACAUCAAGUGCCACGUACGGAGUCGUUGUCAAUGACGAGACGAAUAUCAAGGGCACAUUAUGCUGCCUUUGUCUUUGUAACAAAGCACCUUGUGCAUAUUCACAUCGGCGGAGCCAAAGAGUGAUUGAAAUCUUUUGUUCUUCGAUGCUGACAUCAUAAAAGUAGGAUGAAUGGAGGAAUAAUUGAACUAUAAUCAAGCCAAGCGCACCCUGUCAUUUGAAGAGCUGCCUUUUAGAACCGUCUGACCUACGGGAAGAGCGCUGAGGCAAGAAAGUCGAGCUGGAAUCAGGCUUUUAGGUUGAGUUUUCCAGCCCCCGCAUUGCCUGUUCCAGACAAGCAGUGAGUUUGCAGCAGCAGUGCUUGGAGUCAGAUUACAUGCAACCAUUCCAAUGGUGUAACGGCUGCCUCUGUGGUCUAGGGCUGCAGCAUUCAGACUGUGAUAUGACGGAGGAAGACAUCUACCGUCUGCCGCUCAAUGUCUACGUCAUUGUACUGGGCAUAGGCAUGUUCAUCUUCAUGCUCAGUGUAAUCUUCUGCUGCUAUCUGUUCAGGUUGAAACAGCAAGGCACAAGGGAGCAGUACAGCUACAAUGAGGUGGUGUUGAAAGGUGCAGGAAAGAAGCUGAGCCUGUUGGGACAGCCCUGUGCCGUGUGUCUAGAGGAGUUCAAGACGAGAGAUGAGCUGGGCGUCUGCCCGUGUUCACACACCUUCCAUAAGAAGUGCCUGCUGAAGUGGCUGGAGAUCCGCAGCGUCUGCCCUAUGUGCAAUAAACCCAUCAUGCGUCUACAAAACCCCGACGCACCGCGAGGAGCAGAGGGGCUUCAGGACCCCGAGGAGGUGUGAACCCACAAACUGUACGGCCCAACAAGGCCACAUUAAAAACGCCCUCUAGUUCUGCAAUCGCUGGAACAAAUCACAAGACCUGCCAAGGCUCCCCGUAGCCACCAAUAAUAUGCACCUCCAACAAAACGGCGGACCCGGAGAACGCCAGAAAAACCAGGACGCCAGCGCUCAGCCUCCACUAGUGAAUCAGUACCAUAUCGCCAGUACCCAAAUAUACCAGUAAUCUCCUAUAUAUCGUGCCACACACUAUACUUUAAUAGUAGUUUCGUGCUGAGGUUUUAAAACGACACACACACACACACACACACCGUGCAUGCUGGGUAACGGACGUCAAAAACGUGAGGUAAACGUCUCAGGAGAUCCAACCAGGCAACAAAAGAAAACAUUUCGGUAAUUAAACACCUGUGCUGUCCAUGAACGGCCUUGUAUAUGUGAUAAUAGGGUGUAGGUGUAACUUUAGUGCACUAUCUGUUCGACUGGUACUACAGGUCUUCAUUAGGGGUAGUUCAUAAAAGAAAAAAACUUAAAUGUGCUAUUAAUUUACUCACCCUCGGGUCAUGAGAGUUGUGUUUUGUUCUCCAGAAGAAUGUUUUUAGUUGAAACCGCGGUCUGAGGUCAUUCAUGAAAUGAAGUCAACGGCAACCAUCACUAUGAUGAGAGAUGAAAAAAGGUAAACCAAAGCAGGUUAAUACCUGCGGCUUCUGCCCUGAUGAUACGAAGCGAAAUCCACGGGCUGUGCAAGAAAAUGAACAUUACUAACAACAACAUUAAUCCACCUCGUGUAAAUGGAGAUCCUAUUUGAUUCGUCGUACUGGUUCUGUUGGACUGAUUCAGUUCGUCAUCUAUGGAGCUAAUAACAUGCCAAAACAAUCUGAAUUUGGAUUGUGUUCAUUUGAGUAAUUGACAAUUGUAGUUUAAUAAAUCUGAAUGUGUACAUGCCAUUAAAAUUUUUUUGAGUUUCUUAAAUUGAAUUUUAUAAUUUAAACGUCAUAACUUGGAAUAUUGAACAUCUGAAAUUUAAGACAACUGAAUUUUUCAAGGCUGAUUUUUUAGACGCAUUUUCAAACUUCAGACUUUGUGUUCUGAAUUCACAGAUAUCCAGUUUGUAAAAAUACAGUUUCAAAUUUACAAGAUGAAGAAAUUAAGAACAUCAAAUUCAAUAUUCUAAAAUUCUAAACCAGAAAUUCAGAUUCAGCAGAGAGUAGGGCUGUUUCUAAAUUCCAAGAAUGCAAAGAACAGACUUGCGUUCUUGUGAAGAUCAGUCUUGCCAGGUCACCUCGGAAGAACGAGCUCUGGAGACCACAAGAACAGCGAACGCAUCCUCUGAGAAAUGAGAUGGUGUGUUCUUCCUGAUGGUCACAUGACCUUCACACGUUUUUAAUGGAAAAUAUUUAUACAUUACAGCAUUCAAUCAACAAUUUAUUAUUUUUCCCCUUUUCAAAAUAUCUACUCUGCAUAAAGACUUUACAGAUAUGUUGCACAAUGUAAAUAAAACAGAUUUUAAUACAAAUUUCAGAAAAUUAAAACCCUUAAUGUGUUCAUUCCUUUAAUAAAAUUUUCAUGGUGAUGUUUACUUUCACCGUUUCAUUUAGGGAAAUUCCUAAGAUAAAUAAGUUAUAUCUCUGAACUUUAUUAAUCUAUAUAAAAAGCUGCGCUUCCCACCUUCAGUGGCAAUGACUACUGGGACUUCUCGAGCGAGUUAAGAGCUCAAGUCUGCAUCGGUGCGUCCUCGAUAUCGAGAACACAUCCGGAAAGUUUUACGCUUCCUCCAUUCUUGCAGUUUUGAGUGUUGAAACUGAACUUUGGCAGCUGAUGAUGACAUUACAUGAAGACGCAAGACCGCUUAAGAAUGCAUAUUGAGAAACAGCCUAGGUCAGGGGUGAUCAACAGGGGAGAGUCAAACUAAGCAUUUUGGCCAAUCACUGAGCUGUGCGAGUUUUUAAAUUAAGAAAAUCUGAACAAUUUUUAACAGCAUAUAAAUAUUCAGAUUUAUUAAAUACAAUUGUCAAUAAUCCAAAAUAACACAAUUCAAAUUCAGAUUGUUUUGGCAUAUAAUUAGCUCCAUAGUUAUCGGGCUGUGACAAAACGAGCAAGAUUUCAUAUGAUUAAAUCCCCUAAUAAAAAUAUAAAAUUAGUAUUUUAUACUUAUAAUAACAAUAGUUUUAAAUGCACAAAGCAUAUAAAGUGACUAAGCUAUUCCUCAUCUUACAAUAAAAGUCAAAUUCUGUUUAAGCAUGCGCAGAUUGAAUCAGCGUUGUUUCCUCAGUUCAGACAUGGUUGAAGUAACUGAAGUGCUGAAUACGUUUGCGAUAAACGGCAUCAAAAGAUCCCACACAUCAGUAUUGCGGCUCUUUUCAAAAAGGAAUGACUGUCGAGCGCAUUCAGAUGUGAAAUCUGAUCAAGUAACUUGUAGACCAGUGCUUAUUUAUUCGUAGUUCAGGCUGAUUUAAUGAAGUGCUUCAUCCAGCUCUCUAAAAAGAAUCGGUUCAAAAGAACGAAUCGUUCGCAAACUGAACUGUGUGGUAAUAGUAAUGCUUAGUUUCCUGCAAAGACUGAUCACUUGUAUCAUUUGGAGCCUGGGUAUUAAUUUAGUUUAUACGACUCUCAAAGUGAUAAUUUAGUCACUUUUUAUGAGCCACUAAGUUAGUAUUUUUUAAAUAUAACAUUCUUCUGGAAAGAAAAUGGUCACCAUCUUGAUUGGCUUGAUGGUUAAUAAAUGAACAGCACAGUUUUUGGGGGUGAACUUUCCCUUUGAUGAAGAUCCUGCGUAGUUCUUACAGAAAUAUUCAAUAUAUAACCAGCAGUUCUUAUCCAAUAUUGUGUUCAUUGCUUGAAUUGUUCCUUUUACUUAUUUUGUAUUGUUUGUUUUUAAAUAAAAUGUCAUGUUUUCGUGG